GUUUUGGAAUAGCACUAAAAUGUUUUUACUAAGGACGCUUAGGAAACAAAUCAUUUGUGUCACGUACAUGGAUGCUAUUACUUCGAGGCGUACAGUCUGGCUGACAGCAUGAAAUUCCCUUACCCAUCUUAACUAAGAAAUUUUCGAUCAAGCUGACGUGCUGGGGAACUUCGGCAGCGUCGAGAUCCGAAUGUGAGAUUCGAAGUAUUUCCAUGAGCGUCGUCACCUUUUACUGAUACCCACUUGGUCGUACUGCUCCGAAUAUCGUUCGAUUACAUUGGAUGGCUGAAACUGUGAGCAUAAGUUGCUUUCGAUUCUAGCGAUUGACAGUCGCGUAAAUUAAGACAACGGCCAUUCAUCAGCUACACACACGAUAUAUCAAGCAUAUACUGUGCUUUUCAGCUCAAAACUCGAAGGUCGGCUAUCAAAAAUGGAUUAACCAGUUGCCAUGAGAAGCAACAGCCAAUUUAAUGUGCCUCUCAAGUAUGACGAAGCUACAGCUGAAGCUAAAUCAAGGUUGCUCGCAAGGCGGAAAAAAUAUUCGCAAACCAAAGUUCCAACAGUGCAAUUGGACGAUUCAACCAAAUCGAGGACCUCGACGAAUGUGUACCGGAAGGAAAGUACUCGAUUGAACCGCAACCUCUCAAACACCAGCAGUUCACUUUCUCCAACUCAAUUUACUGGCUCAGCUGGUUCCAGCAGCUUAUCCAUCGACCCUUCAGAUAGGCUUCAUUCAGGAAUUAUACAGAGAGCCUUCUCUGCCUCACCGUCGAAAAAUUCCCCUAGUAAUUCUUGUGAGAAUACCGCCCAGCCUUUGGUCUCGGCCUCCUCACUAGAUGGGGUCAGUAUGAGAAAUUCGACUCAUUCCACCAGCGCUCUUAGGGUACCCAUGUUGUAUCAGCGUCACUCAUUUAAAUCUCCACCUCAGAGUCCACCUUUGCGUAACGCCAUGACAUCAGCUCCGCUGACCGGGCGCUGGUUAAAGACAGCUACUUCCGAGGAUCCAACACGCUCCGCUACCAGUUUGAUGCAGCAGCGUUCCGUCGAAUCCCACGAAUCCUCCGUCAGUAUGCCAAGUGCAUGUAGCUCUGGAAGCGGAAGUGUUUUUUGGUGCAGGAAAGGAAUUGCUAGGUUAUCAUUUAAGAAGCACCAACCGUCAACUUUCGAAGAUGAGCCUGCAAACAAGAAUAUGGUACCUGUCAGUCCUGCUGGUGUGUACACCACACACCGAAGAUCAAGUUAUGAGAUGGCGACCGGUAAGCUGAAGAUCCCCGAACCAAAAAUAAAAAGAAGCCCCUUGAAGAAUGCCCUCCAUGCGCUGAAGGACAAGGUUAGUUCUAUGUGCAUAUUGACCUGA
Dicrocoelium dendriticum is the source of this 1357-nucleotide messenger RNA. NCBI's taxonomy places the organism in Eukaryota, Metazoa, Platyhelminthes, Trematoda, Plagiorchiida, Dicrocoeliidae. The record is from the annotation of a GenBank genome assembly.